Messenger RNA from Nylanderia fulva, 3103 nucleotides. Lineage: Eukaryota; Metazoa; Arthropoda; Insecta; Hymenoptera; Formicidae. The record is from RefSeq and is a predicted model, not a curated record.
GUUUCCUCAGUGUUUUCGCGCGCGUCGAGCACUCGCGAUCGUCGCGAGAAUUUUCGCAAGGAUGUACGCUCGCGAGAUCUUCAUUAAGGACUCGUCGACAAGUGCCGCGUCCUUCGAGGAUACCUAAUGAAAAUUAUUCGAUCAGUGACGACACUAAUUGUAGAGCGCGAUUAAUUAAAUUUUAUAUAAUGCGCGAGCAUUAUUAUUGCUCGCUCAAUUUAAUUGUAAAUCCCCGAGCGAUCGAGGGAUACGAUUCAAUAGCUUUUGAGCUUGACUGUCGUCAUUUUAGUAUUAGUUGAAUAUUAAUUCGAAUCAAUGGCACAUAAAGCCGGCGGUCUCGUGUGCUGGGUCGAGUUCGAUAUUUUUGUCCAUCUUGGAGUGGGAAAUUAUAUACCCCGAUACAUGAUCUUUUAUAAACCGAAUGAAAUUCGAGAUCGUCAGCACGCAACUGGGAAAACUGACAGAUGCAAAUAUUUAUAACAGUUGGCAAAUAUUUGUAACAUUUCCAGCACGAUGGUAUGAAAGAAUGAAAUUGACCCUCGAAUAUAGCGCGGCUGUUUAGCGUCGCGCGGUUUCCGGGACCCGGUGAACGCGAUCGAUACCUUUAUCGGAAUCGCUGCGACCGGGCGUAUGUAAAGAAGAAAGUGUCGGGGUAAAAAGUAUGCAGCUACUUUCCAGCUUCAUGGGUCGCCAUACGAAGCGAGGAACUUCCUUAAAAAAAGGAAAGCGCGAAUCCAACGGAGGCGGGAGUCCUGCUGGUAAUUGGCCGUCUUACGGGGGUCCAGUCAGACCCCUUAACAGUACCGGUGCGUCGGGGAGCACCAACAUGACACCUGACGAUCCCGCGCCCGACGAAGAAUUCGCCCUCGCGAUCGCACAAAAAGCACAGAGAGACGCAGAGGCAAUCCGUACCGCUCUGUAUCUCGGAGUGGCACUCGCGAUCACCUGGAUAAUAGGAGCGGCGGGACUCUCGUUGGCGUGGCUGGUUCUGGUCUUGGCAUUGGCUGCGACCGUCGUUAAGGCAAGAGUGUCCCGGCUUCUUCAGACGGAAUUGCAACAUGAAUUGGCCAGGUUACGUAGGAGACGGGCUUUGUACAAGGAUGAGACCGCCGAGUGGCUCAGCCUGCUCCUCAAUAAGUGGUGGAGAUUCAGCGCCGCCAAUUUUUCCUUGGCGAAGGAACGAUUGGAGCCUCUCCUUAAUGAAGCUAAACCCGGUAUACUAGGUCCAUUAGAAUUACGCGAACUCACUCUCGGCGAACAAACACCGUGCAUCACUCGCGUGAGAACACUCGAUUGCUGCAGCGACGAUGACCUUCCCAGUGGACAUCAUUCCGGCCAAGCUAAACUAUCCAUCGAAGCCGACGUGCGGUUGGACUGCGAGCAGUUCCGCAUGCUCAUCACCACGCGGCUGUUUGGUAAAGGCGUGGGGAUGGACAUUGAUCUGGCGGUGGAAAAGCUGUCGUUAUCUGGCACGAUUGUCAUCGAUCUAACGUUAAACACGUCGGCACCUUUUCCGCACGCGACCGGGCUCAGCGUGAGUUUCCUGGAAAAACCGGAUGUCUGGUUCAGCGUAAGAAUUCUGCGAGCGGUGCAGAUGAUGGAGAUGCCAUUGAUCAAGACCUGGAUUCACGCGGUGGUCACGGAUGCCCUGGCCAGCUGGCUGGUCGACCCGGGUCAUCUGGAAGUAAAUUUAAGGGCGCGUGAGCGACCGGGUCCUGGACUGGAUUCCGUGACCAAUUCCAUACCACAAGGAGUGCUCACCGUUGUUCUGUGCCAGAAUGGUUGUGCCGCAAACGUUGCCGAUGAGGUGAGAUGGCUCGUGGUAACAAUAGGCGAUCAAAGACGAAUCACCUCGAAUUUGAGCUCCACGUGGACCGAAGAUGUGUCUUUCUUAGUCGGGUCAUUGGACAAUGAGAGGAUCACCAUCAAACUGAAAGCAAAACGGCUCGUUAGUACCAUCACUUUGGCGCAAUUCGAAUUGGCAUUAGGAGUCUACGAUUGGGAGAACUCGCAGAUCGUUGAGACUGUGUUGCAACAGAAGAAACCAUCCCGUAAUAGCGUUAACAUUCCGAAUAUCAACGCGCGAUUAGAAUACACUACUCUUCCACAUUUGGAUCCCGAGUUACCACAGCCAGAAUUAAUAGCUGAUAAUAUGCAUCUUGCAGUGCCGCGAGACUUUUGCCACAAAGUGCACAAAGCAGGAGUAUUGGUGGUUUACAUUCACUCCGCUGACAAUCUUAAUGGUGACGUUGCACAGUGUAAUCCAUAUUGCAUGUUAUUCAACAAUCGGAAGAAGGUCAAAACAACGCAUUAUAUUCGUUCGACCACGUCCCCGGUUUGGGACUGCAGAGCGCAAUUUUUAGUACAGGAUUACACUCAAGUAUCGCUGAGCUUUGUCAUCUAUUCAUGGAAUAUAGCGAAAUCAGUGGAUACGGAUAUGCUUGGAUUAGCGAUGCUAUCUCUAUCUCAGGACACGACGUGGAUUGUCAGAAAGGAACUUAUACUCAGUGGCUCCAAUAUUGCUUCUUCCAUGACAAUCUCCACUUUUUAUCCUGUCAAAAGCAUACAACAAGUGGUUAGCAGUCGCAGAAGCAGCAUAGUUCCAACUACGUUGGAUGACGAACCAAAAAUCAAACGAAACAGUCUACCGUGGAUGCAACAGGCUAAAUUGUUAUUAACGCACAAAGACGUUGAUCCCGCUUCCUCCGAUAUAUCGAGUUUACUUUCCACCGGAAGUGGUUUGAUGGAAGUGACGCUAUUGCGCGCGAAAGAUCUCGUUGCGAAGGAUCUGAAUGGUUUCAGCGAUCCUUUCUGCGAACUGAAACUAAACAACGAGACAAAGUACAAGAGCAGCAUAAAGAAGAAGACGCUGAAUCCUUGCUGGGACGAGAGUUCUAUCAUGGGUUUGCCGAAGACCGGAGAAGCUUUAGAUAUCGUAUUAUGGGAUCAUGACUUUGGCAUGAAGGACUACCUUGGGAAAGUAUCAUUGACUCUCGAUGAUAUCAGAAAGCUAUCAAAAAGCGAUCUCCAUUGGUUUUCGCUCAGAGAAACCAAAACGGGAUCUAUAGAGCUGAAAAUUAGGUCUUAUCGGAAAGAAUGCGAG